AUGUUAGUACCUAUGUUAAUUCUUCUAUUCUAUUACAAUUUUGUACAUUGUGGCAUAAACGAUAUUCAAGAACCUCCUGAAGGAUACUAUGCUUUUGUGGAAUCUCCAAAUGCAGAACCUCCUAAAGUGCGACCUCCUCCAUACACUUAUGUCCCAAUUGAUUGUAGAGAAGAUGAUUCAAGAUCACCUCAGGGUUCUCCUUUUAAUUUGUGCGGUGACUUAAACAAAGGCAACAUACCGAGAAACCCAAUGGGACAGAAUGUGUUAGGAUCACCAUACCCCUUUGAACUAAUUAGAAACAUGACGCUAAAAUAUCUCAGCAGAACAUUACCAAUUCUUAAAGCCGAUGAAACAUUACCAAAAGUUGCCCAACUCCAAGAUGAUUACAUUAAUCAAAACAGCUUGCAUAAUGAACAUCCCAAUGACCGUCGAGGAAAAUCAAAACGAAACACAAAUAGUACUUCUAUUUUAUCAACAAAUGUUACUCACUUGAAUCCCAUAGAAUCUUCCCGACAAGCAAGGAAAUUUUGUGAUCAAGGUGGUGUUUUCUGUAUGCUUUACAAAGCGAUUAAUGGAGAACCAACUAAUCCCACAUCUUCACAAUUACCUCUCGAAAGAAGAGACGACGCUCCAAUAGCUCCUCCUAGGUAUGAAGGACCUCCAACACCUUGUCCUGCAAAAGUUGAAUAUGCUACACCAGUUUUCGCAAAGAACUAUCAAGGUAUUUGGCGAUACGUAGUACAAAUACCUUAUGAGGGUUAUUUUACUCAAACUGUUGAAGUGACACGAUGUUUACAAGCACGUUGUCAUUACUUGGAUGGUGGAUGUUUAUCUUCUCCAAGAUGGUCGAGUCUUCUAGUAGCAGAAAUAUAUUAUCCUGAUACUAUUUUAAGUAGUAGUGACGCUACUAAUCCUCAAAGAAGUCCAGUGGCAGCUUCUCAACCACCAUCAGUUCAAGAUUUUCAGAACUAUCAGCAAUACCUACAGAAACGUGCCGGCUUGCAACCAUCUUCCACAGACUCAGUGACCACCCAAAGACCUUCAUCUCACUGUGAUGGAGUGGAUGGAUUAGGAUGUUUUCAAGUUCGACUAUAUUAUGACUGGUUUCUUAUCCCAGGAUCUUGCAAAUGCUGGCGCCCAGAUUACUUCAACAAAUAUGUUAGACGGAAACCAGACCUUUAAAUUAGAUAUUAAAAAUCCAAUUUUAUGAGCUUAUCAUUGAUAGAGGGCUGGUUAACAAGUUUAGUCUCAACAACAAUUACAAAUUAUACAGAAAAUUGUCAUUUUUUGGCUAAAGACAUGUCUUGCAAAAUUGUGAAAAUUUGCAACAUGGUGAAUCCAGAUAAUAGGACAUCUUUUAUUGUACACAACCGAGCAAUUUAAAAUAAAAUGAUAAGCUUUUAAAGUGGAUUUUAAUACUAGCUCAGUUUUUAGUAACUAAAUCCAGACAUAUGAUUCAUCAAGUGUUGUAUAUAUCCAAAUAAUCGUACAAUUAUUUCGAUACUUUUAAUUGAAACAAAUUAUCUAAGAAAAGCAAAAUACUAAUGAACAUAAUCAAGUAAUGUUCUAGUAUCAUUUCAUGACAUUAUAGAACUAAAUAUAUUAGAACUUGUUGAUAAUUCUAUCAAUCAAUCAACACUACAGUCGUUUGAGGCUGCAGACAAACGAGCAGACUAGACCAAACAGAAACAGCCAAUUAGCACUAUCUUAUAAAACUAUCCCCCAUGCCAACAGAAAAUAGAUGCUGGUAAUGAUGAUAUAAGCAGAGACUGUUAUUGCUUGUUUGUUUCUUUAUUGCAAAUGUGUAUUCAAGUUGAAUUUAUAUUACUGAAAGUGAAGACUAAUGAUCGAAAAUAUCUGAUAAAGCUGAUUAGCAGUUUUUAUCAUGCUCUCUGUUUCCUACCCUCUAUCUAUAUAUGUACAUCAUAAUCUGCAAAUUACAUCUGAAGUUUAGUUCACCACUAAUAAAGCUACACUUUCUUUUUGAAAUUAUAUGUAUGGAUUUUUUACUGUAAUAACUUUAAGACUGUUAUUUUUAACAUGAUUUUAAAUCAUUUAAUUCUCCAAAAUGUCAGAAAUUUCUUUGUUUUACAUUAUAUAUGGAGUUAGACUACUAUACUUUCAAGUUACUCAUACUUCAACACAUAUUUGUCCUAGUUAUUCAAUUCAGUUGAGAGAAUAAGAACAGAUUAUGGUAGAGCUUUAUAACAUCAUUUCUAAGCAACUUAAAUACAAAUUUUUGUGAAAAGAGGUCUUUAGUUAGAUAAAUUUUGGUAAUUUUUCAAAAAUACUUAUUGAAAUAAGUUGUAAAUAGAGGUUUGUUUAAUUUAGCACUCUGCUAAUUGCAAGUAAUACAAGAAAAAUUGAAAAUGUAUAGAGAAAAUUAUAGUAUUGAAUUCAAAAGAUGCUGAUAGGAGUAUCAGCUACCUACUUUCAAGCAGACACUAUGUUGUAGCACUAAAAAUGUAGACAAUUAUUCUCGAUAAUUUGAAAAACAAAUUGAUUUUAUGCCUAAUGGAGACUUUAAGCAGUGGUGUUGUGCUUAUUUUUUUUACUGGAACGCGUAUAUAUAAUUAUAUAAACAGGGCCGAUCCUGUGUAGGCGGCCGCUCUGUGCGGUCGUCUCAUGUCCCAAAUUUGAC
Messenger RNA from Diorhabda sublineata, 2641 nucleotides. RefSeq lists its product as uncharacterized. Lineage: Eukaryota; Metazoa; Arthropoda; Insecta; Coleoptera; Chrysomelidae. Bases 1 to 1182 code for a protein of 393 amino acids. The record is from RefSeq and is a predicted model, not a curated record. Gene Ontology annotation, cellular component: extracellular region. Gene Ontology annotation, biological process: central nervous system formation; innate immune response; regulation of Toll signaling pathway. The transcript has 6 exons. Gene Ontology annotation, molecular function: Toll binding; growth factor activity.